Messenger RNA from Rhizopus microsporus ATCC 52813, 3309 nucleotides. RefSeq lists its product as uncharacterized. Lineage: Eukaryota; Fungi; Mucoromycota; Mucoromycetes; Mucorales; Rhizopodaceae. The transcript is spliced from 9 exons. The record is from RefSeq and is a predicted model, not a curated record. Bases 111 to 3056 code for a protein of 981 amino acids. Gene Ontology annotation, biological process: nuclear division. Gene Ontology annotation, cellular component: cytoplasm; nucleus. Gene Ontology annotation, molecular function: mRNA binding.
CUCCUUUUUCGUCUAUUUUUUUUUUCUUUUCAUAAAGAAAAAUAAAGGUUUCUCUUUUUUUUUUUCAAAGAAAAAAAAAGAAGGAAGGAAGGGGAUAAAACAAGACGAUUAUGACUUGUGCGUUUUCAUUUUAUUUUGGACAAGUCGAUACAUUACCAACCUCUUUGACCUGUCAAAUUUCAGUGGAAGGCACCAAUAUUACGCUCACAGGUCAAAAAGACAAUGUGAUGGCAACAAGGACUGAAUUACUAAAUCUAUAUCCUACCAAAAUCCACUUGAAUAUAAAGAUCCCUGAUCAAGAUUGUAAUCAAUUACGUAUAGAAUGCGAUAAAAUUGCAGCAGAAACCAAUACAGCCAUCACUGUCACUGAACCCAUUGCUCAAUCUUCAUUUACCUUACAAAACACAGUGAACAUCCUUAUCACUGGUAUACCCGACCAAGCUGAGAGUGCUAGAGUCAAAGUGUUGGUCAUGUUAGAUAAACAGUCAAAGCUGAAUGUAGAUACAUUAAAUAUUCCAUACAAAUUGCAUCAAUUAAUAUGCGGACGGAAACGAACCGGACUUCAAUCCAUUUUGGAAGAAACAGCUACUUCGGUCUAUUUUCCAUCACCAUUUUUAUCGACAAAUGACAGCCCUUUCAUCUAUAUCUCUGGAGAAUCACAGCAGGUAGCACGCGUCAAAGAAAGACUGAAUCAACUUGCAAAUGAAAAGGCAAAAAUCCUUCAUCAAAAAGAAGCUGUACUACAUCCACGUAAAUUAGAUUGGAUGUUAUUACAUAAAAGAAACGAUCUAAGGAAAAUAAUGCGUGAUAAUGCCUCCUUUAUUCAUUUCCCAAAGAUGGGCACUGGCAGUAACCUGGUUACGGUUUAUGCAGAGAAUCAAGUCAAUGUUGAACGUACUUUACGUUCACUUCAUCAUUUGGCUUGUGGCGUCUACGAAGCUUGCUUCUAUUUUAAUCACCGUGACAUCUAUGGAGUUGAAAAUGCCCACACUUUUUUACCCAACAUUUCAAGCCUUGUCUCUCAGUUAUCUCAGAUAUCACAUGCUGAAGUCGCUUACUUGCCUGAUCCAAGCCGUAUCGAAGUCCAUGGAACGGAGCGAGCAAUACGUAAUGUCUAUCAGCGUCUCCAUGACAUGGCAUUCUUGAAGAUGUUUCAUCAAAGCACAGUUUUCAAUGUUGAACUUUCCAACGACCAGCGAGAAUUUAUCAGCGGCAAAAAGAGUGGCAAGAUCAACAAGAUCAUGAAGACUUCAGGAGCCAAGAUCAAGUUUGUUCCAUUCAGUGAAUACAACUUUAUUAUCGAAGUCGAAAGUAACAGUUUCACAAAGGCUCUGGACGGUUUAACAUUGCUGCAAGAGGAAUUGCCUGCAGAGAUAUCAUUUUACGUACCCGAGGUAUACCAUAAAAGGAUCAUUGGUGUGGGUGGCAAAAACAUUCAGCGCAUCAUGAAAAAGUAUGGUGUUUAUGUCAAGUUUUCAAACGCAGAAGAAUUUGCUGCCUUGGGCGGGUACUAUGACAACGAAGACAAUGUCGUCGCACGCACACCCAUGAAGAACCAAGUCAAUCUGGAUAACUUACGGCAUGCUGUCAUGGAGCUAAUCAAUCCAAAGGAUCGAGAUUGCGUCGAGCAGGUCAUGCAUGACGUACCCUUUUGGCUUCGUCGCACCUUGAUGCGUGAUCAAGCUGCUUUCUUAGCAGAAGCGGCCAAAAAGACCAACACACGCUUGAUUUGGCCUGAUGAUGAGCUGGCGAGUGAUACACUAACGAUUAUAGGUCCUGAAUCUCAGGUAGAGGUCGCUGUGCAAAUGGUGAGAUCUAUCCUGCCCGAAGAAUACAAGCUAUAUAUACCUUUCUCAUCCCAAUUGAUACCAACAUUGAAGUCUGAGUCAUUUGAAAAGGAAGUUGUUCAGCGUAUCUCAAAGGAGUGCAACAUUCAGACAGAGUGGAAAGCACAAGAGCAAGCUGAUGAAAACAUUGAAAAGGACGAAAUUAUCACCUUCAAGACAGUUAAGGGAAACAUAGAUGCCUUGUCUGUCGCCUUAAAGAUAGCCACGGAUUACUUGAAGAGUCAACAGAUUGCUUUGUAUGAAGGAAGCACGACCCUUCAUCACGCAGUCAACGGUCAUUAUCACGCUCUGCCUAAAGAAGGCAUCCAACCCAGUGUGUCAACUGCAGCAACCCCCUUUCAUGUGUUUGAUAGCAAAAUUCUUCCUCCACCCAUUAUGGCUUCAGAUCUUGUAUCGCCUACGACGUCGUCAUCUUCAUCUAUCUUGAAUGAUUUCCAGUCUGUGUUGAACAACAACAAUAGUCUCAAGAGUUAUUCUCUUUUUGAUUACCCAACCACGACGACAGCGAGUGCAUUGGAUGCCUCUUGGAGAAACUUUAGAGAUAUAAGUUCAACUCGAACAGCCGAGAACAUCCGCGCCAUCUUUGACACGCCAGCUGAGAGAGGUCCACCACCUUCACUCUUUCGCAGCGUUCCGCCGACAAGCCCACCUGGAGGAUUAGAUAUCUGGGGUACGAAUGGGCAUCAACUGAAUGGAUUCGUGGGUAGUCCACCGAUAACAGGACCCAUGGAAAGCAAGUCUCAUUCGAUGAUAUACGCGCCUCCAACUGCCAACACGAACCAUGGAGGAUUUUAUCCAGCCUUGAACAGCAGUAAAACGUCGACAAGCAAUCAUGAUUUUAAUUCAUACAUUAUGCCCACGUCUUCUACAUCCACAGGUAGUAAUAACAGCUCUAUGCAUUCAAGUCAAUCCAUGCCAGAUAUUGUACUAGAAGAAAGACAACAUACCGGUACUUUACCCUCUUUCCAAAACUAUAUCCAUACCCAAAGUCCACCUUUAAUUUAUCCAUCUUCUACUACAGCAUCUCAUCAUAAUAAGCCCAUAUCGGCCUUUUUAUCAGCAUCUGCUUCAACACCCACGACAACAACAGCGUCAAGAGGACAACAUCAUUAUCCAACUUUGUUCUCACAAAACCAUUCGUUUGCUGAUGAAACAGUUCUUGUUCAAAAUUUGCUUAAUAGCAUGUCAAUCAAUCAGCCAGCCAAGUAAUUUACCCCCCUCUAUUUCUUCUUUCCUUUUCUUCUUCUUUUUAGUUGUAUGAUUAUACUAUUCUAUAUUAUACUUUUAUUUUCCUAUUCUGUUAGAUUUUUUAUAUAUAAACGAGGGAUACACACAAUAAGUUUCCUUUCUUUUUACUAAAUAUACUUUGGUUUGACAGUCAUAAUAAAGCCAUAUGGGCAAUGAUGUUGGCUAAAUGUGUUUGUUUAUUGAAAAGAUGAGUAGAGGAUAUUUAACAAAGUUU